Molecule: messenger RNA, 3331 nt
Organism: Betta splendens (Siamese fighting fish)
Lineage: Eukaryota; Metazoa; Chordata; Actinopteri; Anabantiformes; Osphronemidae
Gene: lrrc75ba
Product: leucine rich repeat containing 75Ba
Exons: 5
Coding region: 523-1653 (376 amino acids)
Source: RefSeq, a predicted model, not a curated record
GUCGUUGCCAGAAAGGUCAAAGCAGCAAAGUCGGAUGCCGAUGAGAUUUGACAGCUGAUGCCACGGGAGAAGAUCGUGUUUAGUUCGGAGCCAGAGGCGAAACACGUGGAUAAAGACAAACUUCCAGUUGUUUGAAGGAGGGAGAUGCUCGCGCUCGGGAGGAGACACGCGCAGCGGGCUCCGGAUGCGCGGAUUGGUCGGACGCUCCACGUUGCACAAACCUAAACAGCAGCGUAAGGCAGAGACGGAUGCGGGAUGCAGCAGCAUCCUCGCCUCUGAGCAAAGCUGCGCUGCGAAUAUCAAUUCAGCAACGGGCGCCCGGUAUAAUUACGCCGUCGAGGGACGCCGUGCGGCUCUGCGCCGGAUCGUCGCCUCGCCCGCAGCCGCGCCAGACAGCACGGCGCUGUUUUCCACCUUCCAAUGAGGAGCAUCCGCUGGCAGAAAAAAAGCUGGGGGCUGAUCGCUAAUACUGUCUGAUGUGCAGCACAAGCGCCGCGCGCACCUGCGGUACGAAGCAACGCCAUGGGCUCCAGGCUGAGCAGGCAGAGCAGCCUCGACAACGAGAAUUUCUCCAAGAAGCGGCGCAAGCUGCUCGACGGCGCCGCUGAGGGCGAGCGGGGCGGCAGGGGCGGCGGGGACUUUCUGUUUGCGCUGAUGCUGAAAUCGGACAAGCUGCCCGGGAUGCUGCGCAGGACCAACCACAGCCCGUACAUGAGGCGCGUGGCGUGGAUCAAGGAGAUCCAGAAGCUGCUCCGCGAGCGCAGGAUCGAGCAGGCGACCGACGUGCUCAAAUUACUGAGGAAGGAUCUGGGGCUGGAAGGCACCUCGCUCAACGACAUCUUGUACAAAAACGCCGCUUUCCUCAACCUCGUGGACCCGAUCUCGCACGAGCUGCUGCUCAGCCUGGCUCGGGAGAUGCAGUGUCCUAAGAAGGACGCAGACACCAUAAAGUCUUCGGACAAGAUUUGCAGACAGCUGAUCUAUCACCUGACCCCGCACUCUAAGUGGCUGAGGCAGAGCAUGUCCAGACGGAAAUCCCAGGCCUGCCUCAAGACCACCCUGCAGAAAAAGCUCUCCAGCGACACGGUGGACCUGUCGGGCAUCCCUCUGUCCAGCCGCGACGUGCGCCAGGUCGCCUUCUACCUCCAGAGCAACCGGGACAGCGUGGUGGCCGUGGACGUCAGCUUCACCGAGCUCCAGGACGAGAACCUGCGCUUCCUCCUUCCCCUGCUGGCCACGCUGCCCAAACUCAGCACGCUGGCCCUGAACGGCAACCGCCUCACCCUGGCUAUCCUCAAGGACCUCACGGAGACGCUCAAAGACCCCAAGAAGUUCUCCAGCCUGGCCUGGAUCGACCUGGGCAACAACGUGGACAUCUUCACCAUGCCUCAGCCGCUGCUGGUGGCGCUGCGGCGCCGCUGCAGCCUGAAGAGCAGCCUGCCCACCAUCUACGAGUACACGGAGGGCCGGCCCUACAGCUACCACCUGGAGACGUCCAUAGAGGAGCCCAGCCACUGCGAGGAGGACGAGGAGGACGAGGAGGCGGACGACGGCGACGAGGACGACGUGGGGAGCAAGUUGGAGCUGGAGCCGUGGGGCUUGGGGGAAAAGCAGCUCUCCAAAGACUUCACCCUCCACUACUGCGAGAGGUGAUGUGGCCCUUUCUUCCCGAGGCUCCUUCAACUGUGGUUGAAACGUCAUCCCACGGCACUCCGUUAGUUCCUUCGUCCUCUCGCCCUCACACCACGAGCCCUGUCACCUCUCCGAGGCACGAAGGGGACCGGUACCCACAAAGCGAGCCUCUCGUCCUGACACGGCUCCCAAGCUACUCCUAACCAUCUCUGAGUUAACCCACACAAGAUAGUGGCAGUCACACUGGAGGACUUACUGUGUUGGUGGAUGGUGCUCUUGGGAACAAGGUGCGGUUUCAUUGGAGGGGGGGCUGGAAGAGUUAACGAACCAGUGCUCUCUCUCUCUCGCUCUCUGUCUCCCCCUUCCUCUCUAGCUGUCUUUCUUUGUGCGGCGGCGGCCGAAGGGCCGGUCUCGAGGAGGGUUCGAUCAGUCGGCCGGAUGGAGGAGCGGCAUCCCAGCGGUGGCAGAAAGCGGAACUCAAGUUAGCUUGGAAACACUAGAUCCCACCGGGCCCUCGACCAGGACUGAGACUAUCUCUGGCAGGCAGGGCCUAGCUCCACAUUGUGUGUUCUCUGUUAAUCUCCCAACAAAAGCUAUGACACAAGUUCAACAGACUAUACAGCCGAACCACCCGUCACGUGUCGCCAGCAAAACUGCUAGGUCAAGACUUUUUUUGCGCCCCCCCCCCCACCUUGUCUACUUGUGAAUGCCCACGCGGCCUGUGUGUAAAUGUCAACGAGGACAGAAAACAGGGUUCUGUUGUGUUUCCACAGGCUAUUUCUGUGCACCACUGGUGAACAAAGCAAUCUUAGAAGAGAACAGGUAGAACCCAACAAUAGACAGCUGCCAUUUUGAUUUUGUCCUUGCUGAUAUUCACCUUUCUAUUUAUUGCACUACUGUAGCCAUCCCCCAGUCUCAUUUAUGACACUACAGGUCAAUAUUAAUCCAGAUUACUCGCUGCUCCUUGUACUGCCGUUCCAAAUAUAUGUUGCCUUCCCCAUUUACUGAAAAUCUGUGGCCCUGUGUUUGUCAUAAGACACAACCAUGACUGUUAUUUAUUGUUUAGAGUCUGUCUAGAGUAGCAUAUGAUGACGUUAGACUGACCGAAACACUGCAGUGCACUUUAAGGCACCAUUUCUUUUCAUAUUUGCGUUUGUCCAAAGCAUAUACUCUGUGUAAGGUGUUUGUAACUAAACAUAUUUACAAAGUUGAAGCUGAAAGCGGGCGUAUCUCUUCUAGGUGAAACGGUGACCAAACUGCUCAUGAUUGUUAGAAAGAUCAUAAAAAAGCAUCAUAUAUAUAUAUGAAAUAAAUGUUUAAAUGUCUAUUAUCUGUGUCUAUAGAGUAAAGCGUCUAAUUGGUGUAAUUAUUUGUGUUAUUGUUUUGGUGUUUAAUCUCCUGUCGGACUCUGUAGGUGUAAUAAUGACUUUAAAACUGAGCGGUGACCUCCUGCUCCAAGCUGCUACCAUUAAAUCUGAAGGGUUCACACAACAAGCAGAAAAUAGUUCAUUAAAUGUGCCGUGCACGCAGAGCAGAUGCCCUUAAUGUCCUGUGUUGAAUCCAUAUGGAGAUUAUCGUCCACUAGGUUUGUAGUUUAUGUUUUGUGCGUCGAACGUCGAACUCUUUGUUGUUGUGGCCUGCGUCUUUUCGUCUCAUGCCGAACACUGACUGCCAAUAAAAGCAUCGAUCCAAACUAAGA